This is a messenger RNA of Marasmius oreades (fairy-ring Marasmius), 336 nucleotides long. RefSeq lists its product as uncharacterized. The transcript is spliced from 3 exons. NCBI's taxonomy places the organism in Eukaryota, Fungi, Basidiomycota, Agaricomycetes, Agaricales, Marasmiaceae. Bases 1 to 336 code for a protein of 111 amino acids. The record is from RefSeq and is a predicted model, not a curated record.
AUGGGAAUAAUAUUUGGAAUACCUAAUGACAAACUCGUUGGAACUAACAAUCCGUUUCCCGGGCUGUACAUCUGCGCCGACGCGGACCCGUCAGACGGUUCCCGUUGGCUGGUGUACUAUUGGAUGUCUAUAUUAAUCACCGACACUGUAUUACUCUCGUUGGCUCUUGCGAAAGCUUGGAGAUAUCGCCCUUCGACAGGACUUUGCAGUGCCCUUAUGAUAACACUCACAAAAGAUUCCGUGGUCUAUUUCUUCAUCAUCUGCUCUGUUUACCUCGCCAAUCUAGUCGUUUGGUUUUUCAAUCGAGUCAGGGACCCUCAUUCCUCACCUCAGUAA